GUCUGUCUGUCUGUCUGUCUGUCUACCUAUCUGCCUACCUAAUCUCUUCAGCCCCCCCCCCUCCCUCCCUCUCUUUACCUGCCUACCUUUACCUUACGUAGCUAUUCCAUAUCCUGGCAUGGACGGGCGGGUUCUCGACCACGCUGCCGCGCCAGCGCCUAUCCACCUUGGAAAGCCCAGAUACCACCCCAACGAUCUCCAUCGCCGGCAUCGUCCAUCAGCUAAUGCUUCCCUUAAAUUAGUUCACUUGUGCCCAUGCGUGUGGCACCGAUCUCCAGAUGAGGCUGGUCUUAGUGACCCAACUAUAUCAUAAGCCCCCGACUGCUUCCUUCCCACUACUAAGCUGGCCGUCCUCUCCAGCUUUCUUAUGCAAAGGUUGUUAUCACUGCUCUCCCCCCACGUGCUCUGUAUUUCUCUAUCUUUGCUCGUCCCUGCUCCCGGAAAAUAGCAGAAUGUCGUCCCGUCCAACCUCCUAGCUUGCGUCUUCUUCCUGUUUCUUCGAGAUGAUGCUCACCAUGAACCAGCCCAUUCCUUACGGCUACAGGCCAGUCCAUGACUUACCGACACCACCUCGAUCCUCGCCCCCCUUGACCAACCUGGACAUUUCGCAAAAGGCUCUUCAGCAACAGCAUCAAAGCCCUCCUACCAAGGUCAUGUCAGGACCUCACCGUGCUCUGCCACCGCCGGCGGCCAUGACAUUACCUCAACCACCGCCAACCCAUGGUCCUCCUCCACCACAUGGCCCCCCUCAACCGCAUGGUCCUCCCCAAGCGCAUGGCCUUCCUCAUCCACCAACUCCUAGUUCAGUAAUGCAGGCUCAAGGACCUCCAGCUCCGUCUCAGCAUAUUCACAGUUUCGGCCCGUUGCCUCCGCCACCCCAAUGGCAAGGUUCUGAGGAAUCGAUGAGGAAUUGGCUCUUGGCGAAGAGUGAAGAAGAAAAAAGGAUGCAGGAAGAGGAAAAGACACGUCAGGAGAGUUUGCGUCUGGAGCAGAGAAAAAUCGAGCACGAAAUGCUUUGCACAUCGAUUGAACGUGGUGUGCCACCUCCGAUGGUGCCCAUAAUCUUCGCAGGUAUGAGUGGCGGCAUGCCUCAGGCUACGGUAGAAUAUUUGCAGCAAUUUUUAUCCCCGGCGCAGCAAUUACAUCAUGCUCAGAUCUUAGCACCUCAAGGGCCGAUAUCCCCGGAGCAUAGAAGGGAUUCCCAGCAGUACGGCUACGCAGGGUCUGCUGGCGUUCCACCGACCCCUGGCUCUGCGGUUGGGCCGCAAGCCGGUUUCCUUUAUCAAGCUCCGGGCUCACCAGGAAGAUCCAGGGCGCAUACGAUCGGUGGUCUCGGUAGCGCAGGAGGUGCUCGCCCGUUAGGGGCCUUGGGGAGCUCAGCACUACCACGGUUGAGUACGGGCGACCCAAUUGGUGGUCCCUCUCAUAUAUCGCAACAGCCUGGCGCUGCACCACAGCAAGAACCACCAGCCCAACCGCUCUCUUUCCAUCACUGGCAACCACCAGCAUCUAGCGCGGGGUCUAGCCAGCAGACUGCGUCCGAUUCCCCUAAGAAAAGAAAGGCAACUGGACCGCAGCAUGCCGCUCCCCCGCCGAACCAGCGCCGAUCUAGAUCUCCGACUUUCGCACAACAAACCAACACAUCUGUAUUAUCGAAUCCGCCGCCGGGCCGUAGAAGAGGCCAUUCACGUCAGAGAAGUGAUAUUUCGGCAUAUUUAUCAACGGCUCGCAAUCGUGGUGAGCCCUAUGGUCCACAUGGAGGCUUCUCUCCUGGUGUUGGAACUCCAGUAGUAGGUACGACUAGAGAAACUACCUUCGCCGAGUCAUAUCAACAGCCACGGAGUAGUCACUCAGUCUCGUCCAUGUUAUCAGAUCAACCUUCUCGAUAUUCAUCAGAUGUGCGGCCCUCAGGGCAACCCUCCGAGGGUGAACAGCGCCCACGGGCAACCUCCGAGGAAAGAGGGCGUGGAGCUCAACCGCCUCCACCGCCGCCGCCGCCACCAUCUUCGGCGCCUCGCGAGCGCACAACUGAUUAAACAUGGGUAUUUCCAGUGCGAUUAACAGCAGCAAGAUAAUUAUCCUAUGGAAUAGGAGGAAACUACUUUGACUCAGUUGUCGUGCAUAGUGCAUAAUCAUUUUGGGAAGACUCUGGCAGCAAUGGAAAUUGUCCAUUCUGAUAUGGCAGUGCUGGGCGCUCGACUAUCAGUGGAAGUCUAUGUACUAUCAAAAAUUUCGCUUCUUCUCGGCGACUAGGACGCUGUAUUACAUUUUGCAUAGGAGCAUGUAUCCGAUUACCUUCAAAAGCAUUACGGGUUGAAGCACAAGGGGAAAUCAGGGGGACACGGCGUUUGGGUUCAACUUAGGUUCAACGGUAGCAUUGGUGCCGGUCUAGCAUUGCAUGUACUCUAGCAUAGAUAUCUCAAAAUAGGGAGGGCUUGGAGUAUAUAUACCGAAAUCCGGGGACGGUCAAAGACGCGCGAACCAUUCCACCACGAAUGAGAGAAACCAGUUGUAUUCUACACAGAUAGACAGGACUCUAACAUUGGUCGACGAUUUCGCACAGCUACAACUACCACCAUGGAUAAUUACAGCAUUCU
This is a messenger RNA of Xylaria bambusicola, 2597 nucleotides long. RefSeq lists its product as uncharacterized. The record is from RefSeq and is a predicted model, not a curated record. The coding region runs from base 504 to 2036 and encodes 510 amino acids. Lineage: Eukaryota; Fungi; Ascomycota; Sordariomycetes; Xylariales; Xylariaceae. The transcript has 2 exons.